AUGAGCUCUAGACCUGCCGCCAUGUUUAAGAACCUUCCUGCUUCAAGGAUAUUGAAGCAGAUUGAACGCUUGAACCUUAUAGCCGGAACACCCGAGAAUGCUUUCAAGUUUCAACCAAAUGUUAAGAGCAUUGAAUUAUUUCUUUUAAAAGCUCCUGUUCAAGGUCCUCAUAUAGGUUUAAAGCGUUUCUGGAGACAAAACCUUCCGACUUUGCAAUUUCAUAAUCCGGAUGUGGACUUUAUUAUGACCAGAAUUAAAGUUGAAGAUAAAGCUGAUUUAAAGAAAGUGCCUGCCAGAGUUGUGAUAAGUGGAGAAGGUGAAUCUAAAGUACUCAACUGUUUAGAAAAGUCACAACAACAGAUUCUUAAUGAACUUGUGGAACUUACAGGCGCCACAUCUAUUCCCAUAGAAGAAAUUCCUAUUAUCAGCAAACCCGAUUCCCAUUGA
Molecule: messenger RNA, 447 nt
Organism: Lizanozyma spartinae
Lineage: Eukaryota; Fungi; Ascomycota; Pichiomycetes; Serinales; Debaryomycetaceae
Product: mitochondrial 54S ribosomal protein mL61
Exons: 1
Coding region: 1-447 (148 amino acids)
Cellular component (GO): mitochondrion
Molecular function (GO): structural constituent of ribosome
Source: RefSeq, a predicted model, not a curated record